AUGAUCGUCGACUUCGAUGCUAUCUGGGAGGACCUUCUGGCGGAUUUGAAGACACUCCCUGCUAUCUCAUUUGAUGGAUUUGCCCGCCGAAUUCAUUUCAGAGCUCGCUGGAAUAGUGACUUCAACAGUCUGAGGAGGUACAUUGACACUGACCAACCAUACCCUGCUGGCGACGAAAGUCACAACCAGGAGCUUGAUGGCAUGGACACAGGACGUGAAUUUGGCAGGCUGGGGAGUUAUUUCCUUGCUUCUGAAUUUUUCAAUAUUGACGAUGGUGCCUGGCAAUACAUCCAGGAACAACUGCUCACUCCGUACGCGUUGUUUUUCACUCCAAUGGUCCUCAGACAGCUCAUGCCAAUGUGCCUAGCAGAGCACCUAAACAACAAGUUCAAACAGAGUGGUCAUCGUAGCCUUUGGGAAUUAGUGGAUACACCUGGAUUUGCUGAUUACUUCAUCAACAGAAUACAGACAAAGUCCUUCAUUAUCAACCUUGCCUUGACUGAUCCAACCGAAGGUAAUCAUAUGUUCAGCAUUUCCAUCCUCCUAAUUGCAGAUUAUCUGAAGUAUAAAACCGCUCGGCUUGAUUUAUGGAAGAUAUUCUCGAAGGACAGGCCUAGUUUCAAAGCACUACAUGCUUGGUCCCUUGUGGCAUGGAAAGAGAAGGGCCAGCGCAGUGAAGCUGGAACGGACAAUAUCGUGAAGAACUGUGGCAAAGCUGCCACGAUGGCGUAUUGUUCUGUGCUAGGUUCCAUGACGACUUUCAACGCACUGAAGCUGUUCUACGAAGCAGUGAAGGUAUCAAUUGAUACAGACUCAUUUCCGGAGCUUUGCCCAUACCUGGAGAGCAUCCAAGCGAGUCUUAACAGACUGAUCGAUGAGGCUGCCAUUAUAAACGAAUUCAUGAGCUACUCUGAGAAGCUUCAUACAACCUUCAAUAAAAUCAUGCCGGAAAAGUGGUGUGGCGCUGUGCGCACUGCGUGGGCAAGAAACGAUAUAGGUGCUCUGAUGGAUUGGAUUAACAAGGUCACUGGACAGACCAGGAGCCUAGAUCAAUUUUCUCUUUCACCGGAACGAUCAGGUUCCUUUCUCUUACCUGGAACAUGGGUAGACCUCUCUCAAGGAGGACCAAAGUGUAUAGAGAAUGUUUCGAGUAAUGACCGAUUACUUGUAUCGACACAGCGACCGCAAUAUAGCUGCGAAGGCUACAGUGCCGUAAUGUCGAAGACUUCGAAGGUGUGCUCGGUUGGAUUUAAUGGUGAAACUCCCUUCACGACACCAGCGCAGGUAUUUUACACUACUACUGGGCUCCGAGCGGUAGAUCCAGAAGCCGCUAAAGCAAACAACCCGCUUGCUCGGCUUGGAAAGUUAAGAAAGGGACAUUUUGUCUUUCGCCUUCACGGUGAACCUGGAAACUACGCCUAUGAGACUGUGGAGAUACAGUCAAUUCAGGUGAGCCAUUUAUCGGAACAGACCAUCUACAGCGUGCUGCUUUGGGCAGGCGAACAAUCACACCACGCAAAUGGCUACCUAGUGGCUAUAGAUGAUCCGACGAAAUCCAUCGAAUCCACGGCCCGUGCCCUCCGUACCCUCCCAACAGCAAAGCGGCUCUCUCUCAUUGCUUCAUUCCAUGAGCUUGGCUCUACGUUCAGGGAACAUGACAUCCAAUCAAUUCAUGAGCGACUGAGUUUUGAGCUUUUCGGAAGUUAUGAGAAGAUAGAAAGAGGUCAAAUCACACGAUCGGAGAUCUUUCCAACCCUUGUCUCUCCCAGCGACCAACUGAAGGCAAUGAAAUAUAACCCUCGACAGCUCCCCAAUGGCGUCCCUUUGGACAGGGUAGAAAGAAAGUUCUCGUUACGCGCAAAGGGUGACCGUAGUUUGCCCUCAACAUACAAGCUCCCCGAGGUUAGCGUCAUUGACGGAUGCAUUCUUGUAGAAGGCAAGCCUCAGAUGAGAUGCAAGCUUAAUCGGCAUAGGAGGUGUUUCCAAUGGACCCGCAGAGUCCGGGAGAAUAUGUUCGAGCAUGGAGUUCUAUCCCUUUACUCCCACGGGCUGUCGGGUAAGGGUGUGGUACUGUUAUCUACGACGGAUAAACCACAGAACUGCCCAAAGCAGGACGUCCAGGCAUUUGAGGCAUUACCGACAAGCGUAGCAGAAGAUAUCGAGCUAUUCCACACAAAGCGGCAAGCAUGCGGAAAGAGAAACGGCGAUGAAGGGGAAUAUAUACCUGUAAUCAACGUCUCAAUGCAAUACGAUAAGGGCACUUGGGCACCUGAUGAACCUAUAGACAAGCCGAAAGAUCCCAUAUCCGGUAUGGAUGUGCAAUGGGGUUUUCUGUACCCACCUGAUGGAUCCCAGACUACAGAGACGAGGGUACCUAUUCUUGACGAGCUCAGAAAUCGACUCAACGAAAAAUACAAUCGAGAGUUCGAGAGGCUGUAUGAUAGCUGGGAGGUAAUACUGGAUGACGGCAGGACCAGAGCAACCGUGGAAUUUAACCUUGCAAGCGUCGUGCCUUUUAUCUCCGAUGCUGGAAUGGACGUCAACACUCUGAAUGUGAAUUUCAAGUCCCAGUUGGGGAUUGAUAUUACUCUUCCGAUUCUUUUCCAGUCAUUUUAUAUCGACUAUGAUGUGGACCUACGCACUGUCAAGGGCGCCAUCUUCGACUACAAUCCUCUGAUGCGUGACACAAAAGGAGAUAGGCAUUUCAUCUGUGGGACUUCAGACAUUGAUGAUUCUGAGAUCUAUGAUAUGCGAUUGAAGACCUCUAGAGCGUUUGCAGAUUGUGCGAACUUGACUGCACCGACCUCGGUCACGUCGGCCUUACAGCCAGCAGAUGUGACCGAACAGCUGCAUCUGCUGCAAGAGCCUAAUGUUGAUGAGCUUCUCAAUCCGUAUGGCUAUGAUGAGGUUGCACGUGAAGAUUUGACGGGCCAGGCCAAGCCCAAAGAUUUACCUUCGAGGUUGGCAAACGACCUUCCGUCAGACCUGCAGAAAUUCUUUCGAGAAAAGUACGCACCGGCGUUUUUAUGUCAGUCAGUCAUGCGAUAUGAAAAGUAUGAAGAUAAAUUUACGGAGCAGGAGAAGAAGAAUAUGCGAUACUGGUGGGACGGUAAUGGUGACAAAUGUCUCUCAAAGUCCAAGGAAUAUGCAGAAAUUAAUCGCCGAGCUUCUUUUGAAGCUGUGCGAGAAUUCAAUAAAGACGUGCUUGAUAAAUACCUCGACGAUAACCCGACGAAGUGGGCCUGCACUCUUUAUGCCGCUCUGAAGGAUGAGGGCCGAAUGUUGACAUAUCUAGCACAUCCUAUUCAAGGCAGCGUCAAUGUGAUCAACCGCGAGUGCUGUAUCCUUGACGCAUUGGCACCAUCGGAAGGAUUAGCCGAUAAGUGGUUCGAAGAUUUUGUUAACUUUGCCAGUAAGCGACAUAUCCGCUAUCCAUACAUUGACCCAGAUGAAGAUCUGGCCGGUCAGUGGCUACAUGAUUCGAUGAAGGAUCUUAUUCGACGUGUCCUUGAGGGAGAUCCUUCCGUUGAUGACGAUGUGCGCAAGGGGCUGGAAAAGGACAUAGAAGAGUUUGAAAAGGCGAAUGGACUUGAUCAGACUGCGACCGCCGAGGCCAGGGCCAGCAACAUCGUGGAGAAGGGGGCGGUAUUCUUUGCAGAAGCUAAGAAGUGGCUGACCGCAGUAGGUAAAGGCCUUGCCGUUGCGUUGCAGGGCAUGAGGCUGUUUCAAUUGGCGGAAAUCGGCUUCGAACAAGUGACGAAAGGUAUCGGGGAUAGCUUGCCAGGGCUUAAGAAGCUGAAACCGCUCGCUACGAUAGGCAUGGCAUGUCAUUGUGACUCUUCGCGAUCGGACCGGACCGAUUGGGACACCAUGGAAGACGCUAAGAAAGCAGUGGUGCUAUUGGAGAUGAUAAAGACUGUUGUAAAUGGCAUCAGUCAGGCUCGUGAUGCUUGGAACAACUACAAAAACAGGGAUACUGCCACCACUCCAGAGGACGCCUUAGAUACCGCGACUUUGAACCAGGGAGUUGGAAAGUCUGUUGCGGAAAGUGGGGGCAGCCUUGCUGAGAUGUCGGACAAAGUCAAUGGCGAAGGUACAUUCAACGAGAUUGUGGGCGAUCACUUGCUCCCAGAGGGCCCAGCUACGGAGACCGACAACGCAGGACGGUGGAACGAAGGCGCCGAUAAACCGCCAGAGAAUACUCCAGCUGGUGGGGAGGAUGUAGUGUCUAAGUGGAAUGUAUCGGGGAAUGCCGUCAAGAUCCUUAAUGCUUUCUUGGGUAUUGGGCUAGUUAUCGCAAUGACCUUCAGUUUGGUCCAGGACUGGGACAAGUUGACAACGGGAGGAAAGAUCAUCAACACGAUCGCACUGCUUUCGCAAACACUCACCGUGGUUUUGGAUAUUGUCGAAGUGGGCUCGUCCAUUGGACUCUAUACAGUCACAGGGGUAUUUGCCACAGCUUUGCCCAUACUCGGGGCUGUGCUCGCGGUUCUUGGCGUUGUGAUGAUGCUAAUCAACCUGUUUGUGAACUUGUUCGGUGGCUCUCCACCUCCCGACCCGGUGCAGGAGUUCAUCGACCAUGUAGCCAAAGGCCUAGUUGGGGGAUUUGAGAAAGCGCCGCCGCCAAAACUUGACUAUACCAUCCCCAGCGUCACCUAUGAAUCCGGCAAAGUGACGGGCAUCACCAUCAAAGGCGAGAAUACCACAGCCGAUGAGAUCAGCAUCCCCAACGCACGAAUCAUUGUGACCAGCGGCAGCGACGACGUCUGUCUGUUCUCUACGAAUGAAUUCGAACUGGUGGAGGAUACCGACACCGAUAAGGACUCGGACGGACAUCUCUAUGUGACUCCGAACCGCAAAGCUGAGGGCACCUUGUCCAGUAGCGUCCUCGGUGACGAGACGGAAUACCAUGAAUAUGAUCUAGUGGUCGGAGGAAACAAGAAGGAUACGGAGAACAGUUUGCACAAGCUCAUCCUGCAAGCGAAGGAGAGCUUCACUGCAGUCUGGACGGGAAAGAUUAACAAAAGCGGCCGGAGCACGGUCGAGAUCAUUGAGAAAUCGGAUCUUGACAAAUGCCAUGUUCAGUACACGGUGUUGAGAAUCUGA
Messenger RNA from Aspergillus tubingensis, 5106 nucleotides. Its product is annotated as eukaryotic aspartyl protease family protein. The record is from RefSeq and is a predicted model, not a curated record. Bases 1 to 5106 code for a protein of 1701 amino acids. Lineage: Eukaryota; Fungi; Ascomycota; Eurotiomycetes; Eurotiales; Aspergillaceae. The transcript is spliced from 11 exons.